CACUUCAAACUCUCGUUCUUGACCUCUAAAAUGCUGCAAAAUGGCAGGUAAUAGUUUGCAUGGCCGAAAGGUGGACCUAGGCUUUUACCUUCAUCGUGUGUUCCGAAAGAAGUCGUUCCGCCCCCUUCAGCGGGAGGUGAUUACGGCGGCUAUCGAGGGCCAUGAUGUCUUUUUACAGGCUUCCACCUCAUUCGGAAAGAGCUUGUGCUUUCAGUUGCCCGCAGUAAUGAGCCAUGGGGUGACGAUUGUUGUGUGUCCUCUUCUUUCUUUAAUGACCGACCAAGUGAACACACUGCAAGCUUUAGGAGUAGCAGUAGCUACUAUCAAUUCGACAACUACACUCGCAGAACGACGAGAAAUCAUGCAAGAUCUUUUGUCCGGGCAUCCUCGAACCCGGCUACUUUAUGUAACACCUGAACUAUGCCAGACAGAGACAUUCCGACGCAACCUCCGGACCAUCCACGCACAGCGCGAAUUAAUCCGCAUCGCCAUCGACGAAGCCCACUGCAUCAGCGAAUGGGGCCAUGAUUUCCGGCCCGCAUACAAGAACCUCUCCUGGUUUCGCACUGCCCUAACCAACCCACCAGUUCCCAUCAGUGCUCUCACAGCAACAGCCACACCUCAAGUUCGAACAGACAUCAUCAACAUCCUAGGGCUAGAUCCAGGCCACAUGAAGAUCUUCAACACGCCCUCUGCGCGCCCUAACAUUCACUAUGAAAUCCGGUUCAUGAAAGACUUCGCCCCGGACCCCACAGAACCGGAAGCAUUCCAGAUCAACGACCUCGUCAGCUGGCUGCACUCCGUGCAAGCCCGAAGACAAGCCCGCCUCGGCACCGAAACAGCAUCCAAACUCCCACCCAUAUCCGGGAUCGUCUAUGUCGCAACCCGACUAGCAUCCGAGAAGCUCGCCGAGGCCCUCACCAAAUGGGACAAUCGGAUCCGCGCUGUCGCAUACCACGCGGGUCUCGCCGCCGCAGACCGGACCCGAGUCCAGAACGAAUGGAUCGCACCCCAGAAGCAGCAACAGCAGCAGCAACAACAACAGCGGCACAUACAAAAAGUAACAAAAAACGGCAAUGAACAUCUUCCAUCUCCACCUCCACCUUCAACUACUACCUUCUACAUCAUCGUCGCAACUAACGCUUUCGGCAUGGGCAUCGAUAACCCCGAAGUCCGCUUCGUAGUGCACUGGAGCCCCCCACGCACCUUUGAAGGCUUUGUUCAGGAGUCCGGACGCGCAGGACGCGACGGCCGCGCCGCAGCCUCAAUGGUCUACUAUAACCCCAUGGAACGCGAGCGGAUCCUCGACCGACUACGCCGGGACAUCGAGAACGUAAAUAACCGUACAGGCGGACGAACAGCGGGCCUGGAGAAGCGCGACAAAGUCUCUCUGUUGCAGAACUUGCAUGCCCGGAAACAGAGCUUCGAGAAGGUGGUCCAGUACUGCGAAACGACGUCGCGGUGCAGACACGAUAUGAUCAAGGAGUUCUUUGGGGAUUUGGAGCUGGAGCGAAUGGGAUCACAGGUUCCAAGGGAGGAGCGGGACAUGAUGAUGCAAAGGAGGAGGAUGGGCACGAAACAUUCUGAUGGUCAGCGUCCUGCGCCUGGCGGUACAUCGACGACAGUAUCAUCAUCAUCAUCAUCAUCAUCAUCAUCGUCAUCGUCAUCGUCAUCGUCUCCUUGUGACUAUGCCUGUGAUUUCUGUAAAGAGGGUCCUGGUGGGUUGGCGGCCCGGAAGGCGAAAAUGGCGCCGGAGAGUGAAAUGGAGAACUUUUUUGCGGUUGGGGGAUCAUGGGCUUGUACGGGUGCGACGCUUGUCCUGGAGCAUCUUUCCCCCGGAUUGCAAGGUCGGAGGUACUGACGUUUGGUUGCUGUUCAAUUCUCACUGUCUAUAUUAUGAAGGAGCGGAUGAGGAGUUUGGGGACUGUCAUAUAUCAAUCAUAUCAUGUAUAAUAAAUGGGAUCAAAAGCUGCAUGCACUACGUGGACUGGGUCAAACUAAAAGUGUAGUCGAAGAAAAAAAAAAAAAAAUUUAAUGAG
Molecule: messenger RNA, 2039 nt
Organism: Aspergillus ochraceoroseus IBT 24754
Lineage: Eukaryota; Fungi; Ascomycota; Eurotiomycetes; Eurotiales; Aspergillaceae
Product: putative RecQ family helicase RecQ
Exons: 4
Coding region: 41-1861 (606 amino acids)
Biological process (GO): double-strand break repair via homologous recombination
Cellular component (GO): cytoplasm; chromosome
Molecular function (GO): nucleic acid binding; four-way junction helicase activity; ATP binding
Source: RefSeq, a predicted model, not a curated record